Cotesia congregata is the source of this 1404-nucleotide messenger RNA. The record is from the annotation of a GenBank genome assembly. Lineage: Eukaryota; Metazoa; Arthropoda; Insecta; Hymenoptera; Braconidae.
AUGGCUUGUUCAUUGUUAAAUCAAAAAAACAUCCAGAUAAAGAUACCCGGAUACGAAACAACAGACAAUGUUACAUUCUACAUAAUAAAUGUCAGUAUUGGUGACGUUAAUUGGACUCUCAAGCACAGAUACAGCGAAUUUGUGGUCCUGCAUGAUAUUUUGGUGACAGAGCACUGCGUCGAAAAGGACAUUCUGCCGCCAAAAAAAAUAAUCGGCCGAAAAAAUGAAGUUUUUAUUGACAAGCGCCGUCAGGCUUUGGAGAUUUACUUGAACGCUAUUUACAAUUACCUCAAAAAAACAAUGCCCAGAGAAUUUGUCAUGUUUCUGGAUCUUCAUGUCUACGAUAUAUUUUUUUUACUGCAAAAUAUGGCCUUUAAAUUUUUUAAUGAAGGUCCUAAUAUUUUGCAAGUCAAGUCUUAUACUUUUACACCUAUUCAGUUAUAUGCAAUAAGCGAGAGACUAAAACAGCCGUGUCCGGCAUCGGAAGUAGCGGAUAAAAAAUGUGACUUUAGUCACGUGCUCGACGUAAACUCGCACUUAAAAACACUAACAAUACAAGGCAGCAACGAACUCUAUGGUACCAGUAACAUAAAUUUAUCAACUCUGCCGAUAGAACUGUCGACAUUCAAGACCAUCGAGACUCUAGAAAUAAACAACUACCCGGUGAACAAAAUCUACUCGAUGGGUAACUUACGGGACACUACUCGCGUGUUAAAAAUCCAUAACACGCAUUUAAAGAACAUCGUCGACCUGGUGAUGUGUGAAGAGUUGCAUCGCUGCAUAGAAAACGCAAACGACUCCCACGUCUGGCUGAAAAUAAGUCAAUUGGAUUUGAGUGACAACAAUAUCGAAAUUAUCGACGAGUCCAUAAAGUUGAUGCCUCACAUUGAAUCUCUUAUCCUGAACAACAACUGUCUGACCGAGUUGUCAAAUAUAACUCUGCUCCCUCGUCUGUCACAGCUACAUGUUGCGUCGAAUAAUUUCACAAAACUCCCGGAGAACUUACAUACCAAACUCGGUAACAUUGUCUACAUGGAUUUGUCGCAGAAUAAAUUGACUUCAUUGGCGGCAUUUGCUAAGCUUUAUUCUUUAGAAUGGUUGGAUGUCAGCUGCAAUUGCAUAGAGAGCAUCGAUGAAGUCAAGUACAUCGGAUAUCUUCCAUGCAUUGAAAAUCUCCGGCUCACUGGCAACCCAGUGUCUACUAUAAUCGAUUAUCGCGUUAAAGUACUGGAACCUUUUGGCAAACGCGCAGCAGAUAUUUGUCUCGACAAUGAGCGUCCAAAUCAAAAAGAACUGGAUACUGUUGCUGUAUUACAAGCACUGAGAAUUGCUCGCGAAGGAAAGUCCAUGGCGCUCAGUAAUACGGACUCAGCGCUUUUUUCUGCUGAAAUUCCUAUUGUUUAA